Cantharellus anzutake is the source of this 2844-nucleotide messenger RNA. RefSeq names its product eukaryotic translation initiation factor 3 subunit 8 N-terminus-domain-containing protein. Gene Ontology annotation, molecular function: translation initiation factor binding; RNA binding; translation initiation factor activity. Gene Ontology annotation, biological process: translational initiation. Lineage: Eukaryota; Fungi; Basidiomycota; Agaricomycetes; Cantharellales; Hydnaceae. The transcript is spliced from 8 exons. Bases 1 to 2505 code for a protein of 834 amino acids. Gene Ontology annotation, cellular component: eukaryotic translation initiation factor 3 complex. The record is from RefSeq and is a predicted model, not a curated record.
AUGUCGCGUUUUUUUCGCCGUGGUAGCGACUCCAGCGAUGAAUCUUCAUCCUCUGAGGAAGAGGAACUUCUCUCCCAAGACGAGUCUGAUAAUCAAAAGCCCGCCAAAGACAUCCCACCGCGGGGAUGCUCCGAUGAAUCAUCUGAUGAGAGCGAAUCUGACGAUGAUGACGACAAAUCAGAACCCGAGGCUGAUAAACACGAAAAAAGAGGGCGGGAAAAAAAUUGUGAAAAGUGCAGGGAUAAACGUCUGGAGGAAUGGGCAUCCAUUGCGUCUGUAAUUGAGCAAAAACUCAAAGGUCAUGACUGGCACAACACUAACAACGAGUUCGAUAAAUUAACGCGACUUGUCGUGCGCCAAAUGGCUUUGGGCGAACCUCUUCCUCCCGUUUAUCUUCAAGUCAUCAAAUCAAUCGACGGUGCCUUCAACUCCGACAAAGAAAAGCCUGCGAAAUUAGAUGCCGCUAAUGCUCGUUCUCUUAAUACGAUAAGGCAGAAGAUACGGAAACUCGUCAAGGAGUACGAGACGCAACUUCAGAAGUACAACGAAGAUCCUGAAGCCUUCGCUUCUGCGUAUUUAGCCGCCACUAAGCCAAAGCUCGAGAGAAUUGCACCAAGACCUGUCGCCACUCCUGACGUUGAUGCAGAUGAUGGAUUUACGACCGUUGGAAAAGGUGGCAAAGCCUACAGUACGCUUGCUACCUUGAAUGAAGCUCGUGGAAAGAAGAGUACUGACCGUGGCGAGACCACUAGGGUCUUGGAACAACUGUUAAAGGUCGCACGGACACCAUACGGCCGGAUACGAGUGUUAUUGGCACUCAUUUCCACCCGCUUCGACAUCAAUACCUCAACAAGUCAUAUGUCCAAUGAUGCCUGGAUUCAAGUUCAGAGUGAACUGAAUGAACUUCUCAAUAUCCUCAUUACUGAGCGUCAGUAUGUCGUUGUCGAAGACGACACUCUCGAAUAUGAUGAGAUGGCUGAGCGAGUUCCACGCGCCGAUGAGCCCGUGGUCAGGAUUCGCGGUAGCAUCAUCAUGUUCAUUGAUCGACUGGACGAGGAGUUCACGAGGAGCUUACAAAAUUUGGACCCUCAUGGGACAGAGUACGUUGAUCGGUUGAAGGACGAAAAACCUUUGUACGAAACUAUUUGCUGGGCGCAUAUCUUGUUUGAAAAGGUGGACACUAACUCGUUGGCUCGCAUCGUGAUGCGAAGGCUGGAGCACAUCUACUCAAAACCUACUGCUGUAGUGACGAUAUUGGAAAACUCCGUUAAAACAUCUCUGGCCUCGAGUAUCACCCCCACCUUCCCCUCGCUUGCCUUGCUAUCUGAUACUGCGGCCCUCAUCCGCGCACUUUGCGUGCACCUUUAUCAGACUGAAUACUCGUUGCUCCGCACCCGCGCUAUGUUAUGCCAUGUGUACUUCCACGCGUUGCACAACCGUUUCCACACAGGGCGAGAUUUACUGUUAAUGUCCCACCUCCCUGAAACGAUCCACAAUGCCGACGUGAUGACUCAAAUCAUGUUCAAUCGAGCUGUCGUGCAACUGGGUCUCUGUGCUUUCAGAUCUGGGCUCAUCAAGGAGGCACAUUCGACACUUCAGGACAUCUUCACCACUCAACGUGUCAAGGAGCUUCUCGCCCAGGGUGUUCAUCAACAACGUUACACCGCACUCACCCCUGAGCAAGAAAAAGCCGAACGUGCACGCCAGAUGCCAUUCCACAUGCACAUCAAUACUGAGCUCCUAGAAGCAGCUUUCCUCGUCUCAAGCAUGCUGGUGGAAAUACCACUUUUGGCUUCCAUUGACAAUGAAGAACAGAAGCGGAAGGCGAUUUCGAAACCUUUCCGGCGACUGUUGGAUUUUGCAGAUCGGCAGGUGUUUACUGGCCCACCUGAGAGCACGCGGGACCACAUCAUGCAAGCGAGCAGGGCACUUCAGGAUGGUGAAUGGGAGAAGUGCAAGGACCUCAUUCAAAGCAUUAAAAUUUGGAGCCUGAUGCCAGAAGAAGCGACAGUCAAGGAAAUGCUCGCGAAGCGAAUUCAAGAAGAGGGUUUGCGAACAUACCUCUUCACUUACUCUGCGUACUACACAACUGCCUCUCUUUCUUCCCUCGCCAAGUCUUUCUGUCUACCCGUGAGAUCCGCUACUUCCGUUGUCUCCAAGAUGAUCUGGAACGAAGAGAUCGCGGCAUCGCUCGACCAGUCCGCUGGCACGGUCGUCUUUCACCGUGUCGAACUAUCUCGAGUACAACAACUUGCUCAGAACCUUGCGGAUCGCGUCAGUCAACUUUCAGAGCAGAACACCAAGGCGCUUGAUCAGAAACUGAGUGCAGCUACAGCAAGCGGUGUUCCAUGGCCUGAUGGCAGAGGCCCUACUGAAAAUACCGAGCAGCAGCAGGUACGAAGGGAGAGGGAUCGAUUGAGAGGAAGAGGCCCGCUUAGAGGGGCAAGGGGAAUUCGGUUUGACCAGGGAUUAGGUGGGCGCAUUGGCGGGGCCAUUCAGUCGUGAAGGCAUAUGUUACAUGUAUAGUGGCUUGAUACUAGUGUCUCGACGGUAGAAUACAGUUUUCCCGCCUCAUCACACAUCAUACGAUGAUUUUCGAUUGGGGCUGCUGGAUCGUUCCCUCUCUGGAUGCCACUCCUUGAUAGCACUAGUUCCCGGUCCAGGCACACAUUGGCCACACGUUCCUGCUCCAUCGACAUUCCGCAAGUACUCCAUGGAGCCAUGGAACCUGACCUCCUUCGGUUCGAGUAAAAGCUAGGUCUGCCUUUAUGAGGGCUGGUCAUGCGCUGCGUUGGGGUCUCGCUUGUAUGUAAAGAUAUGCAUUCUCCUACAAUAACAUCGGGU